Messenger RNA from Truncatella angustata, 1725 nucleotides. RefSeq lists its product as uncharacterized. Lineage: Eukaryota; Fungi; Ascomycota; Sordariomycetes; Amphisphaeriales; Sporocadaceae. The transcript has a single exon. The record is from RefSeq and is a predicted model, not a curated record. The coding region runs from base 407 to 1255 and encodes 282 amino acids.
CGGAGAUUUUGAAUUGUAUCGCGCCUGGGAAAUCGGCAUGUCUGAAAUACUAUUGUACCAUUCAACGUUUCGACCUUCUGGCCUUUGUAUAACUACCAUUUUGUACUACUAGUUUCGACUUGUUCUCAAGACAUCUCAGCGACUUCUUGCACAGUCUACAGCCCGAUUUCGAGCACUGCCACCUCUUCAUUGCCAUUGGCCCGGCGAUCUCAUAGCGCAUCGCUGCAUAUCACCCGACUUGGAGAAGUCGCUUCUGCAACCAUUCAGCCAUUACCCCUCGCCUGCCCUUGAACCUUAGAGGAGGGAAACCAAAGAACAUACGAGUGUCGUUCUGUCACUCUGGUCCCUUUCUCAUUUACAACAAACCUCCAACCUCAGUUACUUUCACAAAUCAUAUCACGACAUAAUGGGCUGGCUCUGGUCCUCCCAAUCCCCCUCCAAGGGCCCGGACGACGAUACCACCACAGCACAAGCACGACCCCAAGCACCACCGGCGCCUACACAGCAGCCCGAGCCUGCCUACAGCGACCCAGAAGUCGCCAAGUUCAUGGCCGACCUCCAGGACGCAUUUGGCGGCAGCAGCAAACCGUCCUCCUCGCACUCAACAACAACAGAACCGUUCUCGAAAGCGACCUCGACGACGUCGACACCUAUCGAACAAGCCGACAACAACACAACACCACCGCCACCCCCCAGCACGACGGAUUCACCAUGGCGCUCCCUCUGGGGCCCCGCCGCACAGUCCGAGACCCCUUCGUCAUCGUCGUCGGGUGCGUACACUACUAACACAGCACCAGAGCGCGCCGCAGCGCGUCAGCGGCCACAGCAGCAUCCCGAGCGACUUGACGAGAUCUCUGAGUCGCUCCUCCCGACGACCAUGUCGUGCCGCAACGCGCUUGACGCCGCCUUCUACUGUCAGUCGCCCGGCGGGCAGUGGAACGCCGUGUACCGCGAGGGCGAGGUGCGGUCGUGCUCGGACCACUGGGAGGACCUGUGGUUCUGUAUGCGGGUGCGGGCUAUGGGGGGUAAGGUGAAGGAGGAGGAGAUCAGGAGUCACUACAGGAAGAAGGAGUUGGCCAAGUACGGGCCCGGGAGGCCGAGCAGCACGGAUGUCUGGGAGAGCCGGGAGGAGAAGGUGCAGCCUGGAACGGCGUUCACCGAGCGGUAUGACCCGCCGAACAUCAGUGACGAGGAAUGGAGGGCUUUGGAGAUACAGAACAGAAGAGCCGUGCAAGGGGCGCUUGCAAAGAAGUGAUGGGAAAGAUAAUAAGUAUACUUGGGAAUAGACAAGAGUCGUCACUCCAAACCAUCUCUAAGCCGUCGUUCGCGCACCGUAAAGACACCUAGAGCUGCAAAUGCCCAGCAAGACGUUUGCUAGGUGUUCUGCUAAAAGAAACCAGUCCGGCUAACAACCAACCCCCCUUCCUGCUGACAACCCCCCCGGUCCUUCAGCCAUAUGCAAGAUACCGCGUAUUUUGCUUGGCAGCAACAUGAUCGCUGACCGAGAAUGGAGAAUAUCAACCGCCCGUAAAUCAUGAAGCUGUACGGCGCUUGAGAAAUUGGAUCAUCAGUGCCGUGGAUGGAGUUCUACAGUAGUGUUUAAGCGAUAAUGGCGUUGCUUGCAGCACAGAUUACUAAAUGUGUUGAACAUCCACCGCGACUGGUCCGGUCCAUGCAGACAAUAAAAUACCAUACCUCUUUAUAAAUUAAGUAUUAUACUGUCAC